This is a messenger RNA of Musa acuminata AAA Group (dessert banana), 2754 nucleotides long. RefSeq names its product probable ADP-ribosylation factor GTPase-activating protein AGD14. Gene Ontology annotation, molecular function: GTPase activator activity. The record is from RefSeq and is a predicted model, not a curated record. The transcript is spliced from 15 exons. Lineage: Eukaryota; Viridiplantae; Streptophyta; Magnoliopsida; Zingiberales; Musaceae. The coding region runs from base 353 to 2275 and encodes 640 amino acids.
UCUAUUCUUCUAAGCCACCGGUUUCCUCCACCUUGCGGUUUCCAUUUGUUCGGCCCGGCUUCCCUUGUAGCUAUUAAUACCCAUCCUUUUCCUACUGCACUGCUAUUAUUGUUGUCAUUAUUGUUGGCGAUCGCCCAAAUCUCGCUUCCGCUCCCACUCGCAGCCCUUCCGACUGCCGGAAUCCCCCAAAGCAUCGCUCCCUCUUGGUCGAUCUUGAUGCUCGCUUUUGGCCGAGAUCCGCAGAUCGGAGGCGCUGGAUUCGCAGUCUGCUUAGGAGGCUAGGUUUUAUUAUCCUUGGAGCUAACUGGAACGGGACGUCGGAGUCGCUGGGUUCUUGUUGAAUUAGGAGAGGAUGAGUAGCAAGAAGCAGGACGAGAGGAAUGAGAAGAUCAUCAGAGGUCUCCUCAAGCUUCCUCCCAACAGGAAGUGCAUCAACUGCAACAGUCUGGGUCCACAGUACGUUUGCGUCAAUUUUUGGACUUUCAUCUGCGUGACUUGCAGCGGAAUACAUCGUGAGUUUACUCACCGUGUGAAAUCGAUAUCUAUGGCAAAAUUUACUUCUCAAGAAGUUGAGGCUCUACAAAAAGGAGGCAAUCAGCGUGCCAGAGAGAUAUUCUUGAAGGAUUGGGAUACAGAAAAAAUGAGGUUGCCUAGUAGCAGCAACCUUGAUAAGUUGAGAGAAUUCAUCAAAUAUGUUUAUGUGGAAAAGAAGUAUGCUGGUGGGAUAUCCUCUGACAAGCCACCAAGAGACAUGCAGACCCACAAGAACCAUGAAGAUCACAGGAGAGCCAGUUCUUAUCAUUCCUUCUCACAGAGCCCACCUUAUGAUGGUCAAUAUGAAGAAAGAUGCAAUGGCAAAAUGUCUGGGAUGCUGGCAAGAAAACCUGGUUCAGAUCGUAGUCUGUAUGAAGGCAAGAUUUCCAGCUUCAUGUUCAGUCCAGGUCACCAAGCAAAGCAGUUGUAUGAGGAUAGAUUUGCUAACGAGACUCCUAAUUCAAGGAAUUCAGACUACUCCAUUACUAGUGGAGGAGGUUCAUCUAUAUUUUAUGGCCAGUCACCAAAUCUGCAGGACACUGAUAAUAGCAGUCCUCCUUUACAUCAAGUAAGAAAUAUUUUGAUUGAAGAUACACGACCCUCAGUGUCGAAUACAUAUGCUGAUGCAAAUAUCAAGAAGAAUUUUAAUGGGUUCCCACAUUCACAGAGGACUGCAUCAUCAAGUAGCUUCGGAUCCUUUGACAGUAACUCUGCAUCUUUGACACCAUCUAGUUCAAGUAACAUAAUUGAUCUUGUUCUCGAGUCAGAGAACUCAUCUCCAGUCAAGCAUCCAGAUAUAGCUGUAACUCCCUCUGUGAUGCAAGACUCUGCUCCUACACAUGCCAGGAGUCAGGAUCUUUUUGGUCUACCAGUUAUGAAACAACCAAUUCCUUCUUCCAAUUCAUUUACAGAUGUAUUUGCUGUUAACCAUCAACGUUUGUCUCCUGUCCCUUCAGAAGAAAAAGAAUUGACCAAAUCAUUCUCUGAUAGUGUGGGGUGGGCCACAUUUGACUUACCUUCUCAAGCAAAUCCUGCUUCUGAACAGAAGGACCCUACUUCUGUGGUUUCUCAGGCUAUAAAGCAUCAAUUUCCACAAAAUGCAGAUCAGGACCUUUUUUUGCUUUUUGCUGACCAGCAUAGUGAAAUUAUACCAUCAUCAGAAACAGAUAAAAGUUCUCAGACCUGGGAUGCAUUUGGUUUUUCUGAUGGAAAUUUUCAGCAAACAUCAUCUGACAAACUAUUGCAGACCAAUGAAGCAAAAGUUCUGGUGCACAAUCCUCCUGCAACUGGGGUUCUAUAUUCCAGUUUACAAUAUCAAGAGGUACCUGUCGAGGUUGGUUCACAAAAUUUCAGCACAGAUGAAUUUUCGGCUCUUAAUGUACCAUAUGAUGGCUCAUCUGGAUCUUCAUUUUUCUCAGUUCCAUUCUUGAAGGGAGGGACUACUCAAGAACAGAAAUCAACAAAUCCAUUUGAUCUUCCAUAUGAUUCAGAUGUAGACACAGAUAAUUUGUUUCCAGACAUGCACUCAUUGCAAGCUGCAUUGCCAAAUCAACUUUUGCCUACAAAUUUACUUGGUGGACAGCCCCAAACAUGGUUUUCACAGAAUUCAGUUGCAGCUUGCGUUAUGCCUGUACCUCAAGGAAGCCUAGCAUACAAUGCAGGGCAGGUACCAAGCUCUCAAUUGCAGGACUUAACUUCACAAGGUCCUGUUGCAUCCUUUGGUGGAAACCCUUUUGCUUAGAGAACUGCUCGAUCAGUUUGUCUGCCAAGGGUAUACCUACUGCCACAUCUGGAGGGUUAUACAACAUAUGCAAUCUGGCAUGUUUCGUAUAUAUAUGUGCUGGCUUGAAAGAUUUACCGAGUGGAAAUAGGUAAGUUUUAUGGACUUAAGGAGAUGAUAUUUUGGGUAUAUGUUUGAUAUCUGCUCGAACAAUGUUAACUGUUUUGUGGUUGCAUGUUGUUUGUUCCUUUUAUUGGCCUCAGAUUUAUCAGAGCUUUGGCAAUUAUGUUAACCUGGUACUAGGGGUUUAAAGAACUGUUGAUGCUUUAACCCGAUUUGCUGCAACUAGUUAAUUGUACCAUAUUUAUUUGUUGAGAUCUUGUCAUUCCAGAAGAGUGUUUGUAAUUCGUUUGUUUAUCUUUCGUUAGUAUGACGUUCUCAGAUGUAACAUUGACUUUGCCGCUUGCUUUUGUGUUUAAAGAACGUGAUAGUUGAGACUC